This is a messenger RNA of Patiria miniata (bat star), 4762 nucleotides long. Its product is annotated as CAP-Gly domain-containing linker protein 1-like. The coding region runs from base 251 to 4744 and encodes 1497 amino acids. Gene Ontology annotation, cellular component: cytoplasm; microtubule plus-end; nucleus. Gene Ontology annotation, biological process: cytoplasmic microtubule organization; positive regulation of microtubule polymerization. The record is from RefSeq and is a predicted model, not a curated record. The transcript has 30 exons. NCBI's taxonomy places the organism in Eukaryota, Metazoa, Echinodermata, Asteroidea, Valvatida, Asterinidae. Gene Ontology annotation, molecular function: microtubule plus-end binding.
UACACACAGACCAUAAAAAUCAUAAUUCGGUUAAUCGACGUGUGAUGUGUGACGAUCUGCCUGCGAAACCUCACAAGAUUUGCCUCUUUAGAUACCGUAUUUUCAUUCGUUUUAGCAGCAAGAAUCCAAUUGAACUGAAGUCUUCAACAACUGACCAAAAUAUCCAAAUGAGGUGAUGAGAUAGCGAGAGGACAGAGAUUUCACCAUCUCUCAAGGAACAAAACAAGAGGAACCGCUUCCUGCUGUAACCAUGGCAACACCUCGCUCGGGACUCAAGCCUCCGUCGCGGAUCAGCAAGUCCGGAGGGAUCCCACGGCCGGGCAGCCUGAAUUCACAAACAGUCAAGGUCGAAGCAUCCUUGUUACACGCCACUCGUAUCAAAGAUGCCGUGGCCCAGUCGGCCAGGGUGGUCGGGAUGAAGCCGUCGGAGGCUAGCCACUAUGCUGACAACCUCGUCAAGGUGGUCCCUUCGUCAAACUCCUCAAACUCCUCCACCCCGAAAGACAAUUUCAUCAUCGGUGAGCGGGUCAUCGUUAGCGGCAACAAGCGCGGCUACAUCCAGUACCUCGGGGAGACGCAGUUCGCCCCUGGUCAGUGGGCCGGGGUCGUCCUAGACGACGCCGUGGGAAAGAACGAUGGAUCCGUCAACGGGGUCCGAUACUUCCAAUGCGAGCCCAAGAGAGGGGUCUUCGCCCGGCCGGACAAACUCUCCCGCGAGUCGGCUGCUGGGAGCGCCAACCUUGCCUCGGCCGUCGCGGGGCAGGGUUUGGCCAGACCCACGGGGCUUCCGUCGGCACCCAGGAUGGGGACGAGGGUGGCCUCACCCAGGGCAUCAGUGGCCAAGCUUCCCCCCUCGGCGGGGAAGGCGUCAGGUCUGGUAGAGGAUAUGUCGGGGGACAAUGCCAACACAGGGCUCAAGGGUGGUGAUCGCGUCAUGGUCAGCGGCACCAAGCUAGGCACGCUGAGGUACAUCGGCACCACCGAGUUUGCCAAGGGGGACUGGGCCGGGGUAGAGCUGGAUGACGAACUGGGCAAGAACGACGGUGCCGUAGCAGGAACAAGGUAUUUCCAAUGCAAGCCCAAGCACGGCCUCUUCGCUCCCAUCCACAAAGUCACCAAAGUGCGGGGCAAGCCCCCUCCUCGCUCUUCCAACCUCGAGACGGUUACCAGGGAAAAACGCAGCAGCAGUACCAGCUCCCUGAGCUCCAUGGGCUCCACGGCGUCCAGCUUCUCCAGGAACAUGGGCCACGGGGGAUCGGCGGCUGAUUCCGGAUCGCCGCGGACACAGGAGGCUACAAGAAGAAUAAGUGCUGGUGUGCCACAGCCGGAAAAAAGAAAUGGUUUUGGUUUUAAAGCUGACAAUGCGCACGUGCAUGGCCAUGCUGAUGAAAUGCCCAACGAGUCUGGUUUGGUUGCCACGGUAACGCAGCCCCUCCACCAAGAGUCCCCCGCCCAUUCCCGACUUCAGCGGAAGAGGGACAGUGACUCUGGCCUGAGCCGAGAAUCGCUAGAGUUAUCUCACCAGGCCGAGCAUGAACUAGCAGUUAUCAAGGCGCAACAUGAACAGUAUGUACGCGACAGUGAGGAGAACUUGGACUCGUUGAGGGCGCUGGUCGAGUCGGCUGACAGGGAGAAAGUGGAGCUUUUGCAGCAACUGGAAGAAGAGAGAAGAAAGCUGGAGGAUCUUCAGUUUCGGCUUGAAGAGGCCAACAUCAAUUCUACAGACCUUAAGGCUGAGCAGAAGGAAGAGACGGCCCGCGUGAAAACCUUGAAAGAGAGGCUAGUGGAAGAGAAUCAUCGGGCGUCCAAACUACAGCAAGAGGUGGAUGUAUUGCAGGGCCAUUUUGAGGAGAAAGACUUCAAGAUUGCCGAGCUGGAGGCAGAGUCAGCCACCUACCAGGAGCAGAUCGACUUCCUGCAGAAGGAGAACCAGAACGCCUUGGGUCAAGUCGCCAAGCAGGAGUACAACAAGCUGGUGCAGAAGCAACGGGAGGAGAUGGUGACCCAGCGUGACCUGGAGAUAGCCAGCAUGCAGGAAAAGAUGAGCGGCAUGGUGAAGGAGAGGAAGUCUCAGGAGGAGGAACUGGCUCAUCUGAAAGCACAAAUUCAAGAUGGAUUAUCAAAGCAGCAACAGUCAUCGAAAACAAUAGAAGAUUUAGCCAAUCAGCUUACAGAGAAAGAGUCUUCCCUUCAGGAGCUUGCAUCGUCUGUCCAAGGAUUAAAGAACACGUGUGCAGAUUUAGAAAGAAAAUGUGUGGCGAGCGUAGAUCGCUGCGCCCAACUGGUAGAAGACAAGCAGAAACUGGAGGCAGACAUUGCCCAGAUAAUGAAGAGCUCGGGCGACAGUUCAGAACAGCUGGUCAACCUCAACGAGCAGCUCAGGACAAAAGAAAGGCGCGUUGAGGAGCUGAUGGCCGAGUUGUCCGAAGCCAACCAAUCAGUGGCCAAGCUGCGCGAGACCGUGAGCCAGAGCACAGAGGGCGCGCAACGAGACUCCAUGAUGGCAGCCGAGCGACACCGGCAAGAGGUGGAGAAAUGCCGGCUGGAAAUACACUCACUGCAAGCGAGCGUAGAGGCGGCCCAAGCCAAGCUUAGCCAGUCGCAGGAGGCCCACGCCGCGGAGGUCCAGUCGCUGUCGGCGAGCCACGAGAGCAAACUGGCCGAGGUCAGAGGAGCGGCUGAGAAACAGAAAGCGGAGUUUGAGAGGUUAGGGGAGGAGGCUGACAAACUGAGGAACUCACUGAGGGAGGCGGAACACAAAGUGGAGAAGUUAACAACGGAUAAAACCCAGGUUGAGUCCAGCCUUGAGCAGACCAGCAAGGAGAGAGACCAGCUGAAGGAGGAGCUGGAGCAGAGUCUAGCUGAGAAGCAGCAGCUGCAGCUAGCCAAGGCUGAGCUGAGUCUACGCCACGACGAGUCCUCGGGGAAACACAAACUGCUGCAGGAUCAACUGGAGAAAGAGGGGCAGACCACGGCAGAGCUCCAGCAAGCCCUAGAGGACUCCAAAUCCACCCUAGACCGGCUCACCCAAGAGCGCGACACCGCCCUGAGAGAACGGACGGAGGCUCUGGCCCAGUGCCAAGAACUGACCAUGAAGCUGGAGAGCAAGACUACCGAGGUAGCCGAGGCAGCGAAGAGGGAAGGGGCUGAACAUCAGGAGCAGCUGCAGCGGCUGGAGGAGGAGUCUAAGACGGCCGAGGAGAACAACAGGCAACUUAGAAUACAGCUAGAGGCAGCGAACCAGAGUCUGGAGGAAAUCACGUCGCAGAAGUCCCAACUAGAGUCAGAGAAAUCACAAUUACAGAAGCAGCUUGAGGAUGCACAAACGAACACGGCUGACGCAAACCAACAGACGAGCACAGAGCUAGAGAAGCUAAGGGCAACACUAGAGACACGUACUAGAGAGAAAGACGUCCUCGCUCAGGAGAAACAAUCUGCAGUCCAGGACAGAGAGGCUCUCCUGAAGGACAGAGAAGCCCUUCAACAGACUCGGGAAGCCCUUCAACGGACUCAGGAAGCUCUUCAACAGACUCAGAAAGCCCUUCAACAGAAUCAAGAAGCCCUCAGGCAAGAACAGGAAGCCACCAGCAAACAAAAGGAAUCCGUGGUCUUGGAGAGAGACACUGUACUCAAGGAGAAGGCAAACGCAGAGAAGAGAAACUCGACUCUUGUCCAAGAGAAGGAAGAAGUCUUGCUGGCUAAGACCGCAGCGGAGAGCCAGGCUCGGGAUUUAGAGCAGCGGCAAGCGGAGAUACAAGGCGAGGUGGAAGGGCUGAGGAGACAAGUGGACACGUACAAACAGCAGCUGGAGUCGCUGACGCAGGCCACAGAGGAAGGGCAGAGCAAUAUGGGCUCGCUGCAGGCUCAACUAGCUGAAGCCAGAUGCGAGUCCGAUGCCAGACAACACCAAGCCGACCAGUUGCAAGCCGAGGCCGCCAGACUAAAGAAAGAACUGGAAUCUCUGCAGGAAGCAAGGCAAUCUAAACAACAGUUGGAUGCAGAGCACACAAAGAUUUUGAAAGAAUUCCAGGAGCUGAAAGAGAAGUACGAGACGGAGACCAUGGGAUAUGAGGCUGAGAGGGACUCGAUACAGAACACACUGGACGUCACCAACUCAUUAGUGACCGAAAAAGAACGGGAGAUUGCAAACCAGAAUCAAGAGAUUACCAGCCUAAAGGGAGAACUGAUACUACUAGGCAGCUACAAGACUUCAGUGGAAAGACUCGAGGAGGAGAAGACAAGAUUAGAAGAUCAAGCCAGUGACUUACAAGUCGCGCUGCAGCAGGCUCAGCAGCAGGCAGCGCAAGCCAGCCAGCAGACCAACAGGGAUGUUGAUGUUGACGGGGAUCCGGUUCUUGCUAAGUUGCAGGAGGAGAGGGAGAUGGCGGAGGGCCAGGUUACCUUCCUCAACUCCGUCAUUGUCGACCUCCAACGGAAAAAUGACGAGCUCCGAGCACGGCUAGAGAUCAUGGAGGAAGGAGGGAUGAACGGGGCCCAUAAUGACCUAUCACUGGACGACAUGGACCUUGAGUUGUCCAAUAGAAUGCCGCCGCCGCGACUGUUUUGUGACAUCUGCGACGUGUUUGACCUCCACGACACCGAAGACUGCCCCCUACAGUCCAGUUCAGACAGUCCGCCGCCGUCCCAGUUUCAUGGUUCCAGACUUGAGGACAGAGCGUACUGUGAUAUAUGCGAAGUCUUUGGCCAUUGGACGGAAAACUGUGAUGACGAGCAGACGUACUGAGCAAAGCCAACAAAUGGG